Paraphaeosphaeria sporulosa is the source of this 732-nucleotide messenger RNA. RefSeq lists its product as uncharacterized. The coding region runs from base 28 to 594 and encodes 188 amino acids. The record is from RefSeq and is a predicted model, not a curated record. NCBI's taxonomy places the organism in Eukaryota, Fungi, Ascomycota, Dothideomycetes, Pleosporales, Didymosphaeriaceae. The transcript has 5 exons.
UCAUCAUCUACUGCCCUCAUUUUGGGAAUGCCAUCUACCAUGGCUGAUGAGCAAACCCCGUCCCUUGUUGGACAGCUUCUUCGAGCGGUUGGUGGUUGGACCACACCUAGUGGUAAAGGGUUGUUUAUGUUUCGCAUGAUGACUUUUGGGGCAUCUUGUGCAGGCAUCUGCGGUGUCUCGGCAGCAUUCCUAUCCUCAGUGUUCUACGGUCCCAUCGGCAGCAUCGCAUUCGCUAUAGGUUCAUCGAUCGGAUGGAUUGCUGCGGCGAUAUACGGCUGGCGUACAUCUGUAGCACAUUCAUUAAUUGCCUACGAUCAAUACCCUAAGCUGAUGCUGAUCCAUAUGACACGGAGUUUUAGACUUAUGGGACUCGAGCGUGUCAAAUUGGAUUCUCCGGAGGAUGUUGCAAAUUUCAGAUACAGGCUGGUCAAUGAUCUCAGAUACAAGAGUAUGCUGGUCGGUGCGUAUGAGACUGCGGCGCCGUUAAUUGAUUUACAAUCGUUGAUAACAUACAAGCGUGUGGCCAGAGUCGAGUGCUCGUUGUGUCUGAGUGCACCGCUUACGCUUGCAAUAUCGAGACGAAGUGCUCGAUGACUUUUUAACAAAAUGUAGUACUUCUACCUGUUGCGAUAUCUAGUGCGGGUUAGGCAGCUUUUAGGCUAGAAAUUCGUUUUUCGAGGGAGCAAUUGUGCAGCAGUUUUUCUAGGCAGUUGCCAUUGUCUCUACCUAAUC